Molecule: messenger RNA, 1083 nt
Organism: Ustilago hordei
Lineage: Eukaryota; Fungi; Basidiomycota; Ustilaginomycetes; Ustilaginales; Ustilaginaceae
Exons: 3
Coding region: 1-1083 (360 amino acids)
Biological process (GO): sphingolipid biosynthetic process; fatty acid elongation, saturated fatty acid; very long-chain fatty acid biosynthetic process
Cellular component (GO): endoplasmic reticulum membrane
Molecular function (GO): fatty acid elongase activity
Source: RefSeq, a predicted model, not a curated record
AUGUCGACCUUGUUCGGCCUCAAGGCCAAGCGGUAUCCACUCGACCCCGCUUCUCCAGGUAGCACUGCAUGGGAGACUUUAUCGGCUCCUUACCCAAGAUACCCGAACGACGACAAGCUCUUCCGCAAGGCCUUGCCACCAAGCGUCUACAAUGCCACGCUCACUCCCUGGCUACCACUCGGCUUCUCCCUGGCCUACUACUUUGUAGCUCAUGCAGCAAACGCUAUCGUCAGAAGCGACGGCAACAAGGACUACACAAAAGCCCCUGGUCUGCUAGCCAAGGUGCUGCGCUUCUUGAUCCUCAUUCACAACGCCGCUCUUGCUCUCUACAGUGGAUGGACAUGGGCUAUGAUGUUCCCCUAUGUCGUCGACUUUUUCAUUCAAGGAUGGAGGGCUGCUCGAAUGGAUGGUGUCAAGCUCGCUCUCUGCUCCAUGCCUACCAACUGCCCACAUCUGGGCAAGUACGCUUACAUCUUCUACCUCAGCAAAUACUACGAAGUCUUUGACUCACUCAUUCUUCUCUUGAAGGGCAAGAGAGUGUCCAACUUGCAGUCCUACCAUCACGCCGGUGCCAUCAUCUGCAUGUGGAUUGCCUAUCGAUACCAGAGUCAAGCAGUUUGGGUCUUCUGUCUCUUCAACAGCUUUGUCCACACCUGCAUGUACACCUACUACUUCUGCGCUGCCAUGCGAUGGCCCUUCCCUCGAGCAGUGAAGCGCAAUCUCACAACCAUGCAAAUCGCUCAAAUCGCUUCCGGUACCUUACUCACCAACCUCUACCUACUCAUCAAGCUCGAUCCUACCGCAGUCCUCAACGCCUACAAGACCAACAAGGUCUCUUCCUGGUUUCAACCUGUCGUCACCCAUGACCAGUUAGUCUUCAUCCACGCUCUAUCCCGCGCUGCCUCAUCUGAACCAACAACUUGCAUGCAAACUACCGGCGCCGAAAUCGCUCUUCACCUCAACACCAUGUACAUGUUCCCUCUGCUUAUGCUCUUCUUCAACUUCUUCAUGCGCUCUUACCUUCCAAAGUCGCCCAACGCCAAGAACGUCGAUCUCAAGAAGUCUCUCAGAGCUAUCAAUUAA